Jatropha curcas is the source of this 845-nucleotide messenger RNA. RefSeq names its product mitochondrial import inner membrane translocase subunit PAM16 like 2. Lineage: Eukaryota; Viridiplantae; Streptophyta; Magnoliopsida; Malpighiales; Euphorbiaceae. The record is from RefSeq and is a predicted model, not a curated record. Gene Ontology annotation, cellular component: TIM23 mitochondrial import inner membrane translocase complex. Gene Ontology annotation, biological process: protein import into mitochondrial matrix.
CUAGAGACACAGGGUCAGCCUUUCUUCUUCAACCUCUCUGACGAAAACCCUAGAGGUGCUUCUCGAAGCUUGUCUUCAUAUUAGAAAAAUUCGAUUUAUUUCCAUCGUCAACCUUUCUGCAGUUCCGUUUAUAUUAUUGUAUCGAAGGCUUAAAAGAGUUUGAUAAAUCACGUCGAUUAUAUUCAGCUAUGGCAGCUAAGAUUCUUGCCAACUUAAUUGUAAUGGGAUCUGGCAUUUUGGCUCGGGCUUUUGUUCAAGCCUACCGUCAAGCACUUGCAAAUGCCUCAAAAUCUGGUGUUGCCCAAGAGACAAUUCAAAACACUAUCCGUAAGGGAAGCAAAGUCAUGACAGAACAAGAGGCACGACAGAUUCUUGGUGUAACUGAGGAAACUGCUUGGGAGGAGAUAGUAAAGAAAUAUGACACUUUAUUUGAGAGAAAUGCCAAGAAUGGAAGCUUUUACCUUCAGUCAAAGGUUCACAGGGCUAAGGAAUGUUUAGAGGCUGUACAUCGAGGAAAAGGCGAGGGUACACCUAGCUGAGAAUUUUUUUAAGGCCCUUCUGUUGCACAUACUGACCUCCUGUAUUAUUAUUUUGAUCCAAUGAAAUAUCCUAAAAGGUUUGAAAAGAAAUGUGAUCUUACGACCUGCCAUUUAUGGAAAAUUAACCUAGUGAUUGCUAAGUGAUCUCAAAUAAUUUGCACUGUCAAAGCCAUAGGUGUUUGCCUUUAUUUUAUCGAGUGAUGAAAUUGUGUAGAUGUAAAAAGCAUUUGUCUAAUCAUUCUGUAUGUGCACUCUUGUUUAGUGCUUAAUAUGCAUAGGAGUGAUCAUUUGAUCACAAUUACAAAA